Phaeoacremonium minimum UCRPA7 is the source of this 783-nucleotide messenger RNA. RefSeq names its product putative high affinity nickel transport protein nic1 protein. Gene Ontology annotation, biological process: nickel cation transmembrane transport. The record is from RefSeq and is a predicted model, not a curated record. The transcript has a single exon. Gene Ontology annotation, cellular component: plasma membrane. The coding region runs from base 1 to 783 and encodes 260 amino acids. Gene Ontology annotation, molecular function: nickel cation transmembrane transporter activity. NCBI's taxonomy places the organism in Eukaryota, Fungi, Ascomycota, Sordariomycetes, Togniniales, Togniniaceae.
AUGCCCCGCAUCCCUUUCCCCCGUGUGCCGCUACCGAAGUUCUUACAAGGCGUUCCGGCCCCGACCAUUCAGAUCAUCGCACUGCUCAUUGUCGUGAAUCUCGUGGUCUGGGCCAUUGCAGGUGUCGUGCUACACUUCUAUCCAGCCCUCAUCACGCCCGCUGUCUUGUCAUACACACUCGGCCUUCGACAUGCGCUGGAUGCGGAUCAUAUCAGUGCUAUUGACUUGAUGACCAGGCGCCUGAUCGCAUCAGGUCAGCGUCCCGUCUCAGUCGGAACAUUCUUCAGCCUGGGCCACUCGACCAUUGUUAUCAUCACCUGCAUCGUGGUGGCUGCCACAUCUGGCGCGUUGCGGGACCGCUUUGAUAACUUCCAGCGUGUUGGAAACAUCAUUGGCACGAGUGUAUCAGCCGCAUUUCUUAUUAUUCUGUGCAUUGGCAAUGGUUGGGUACUCUACAAGUUGGUAAAGAGGCUCAAGGAGGCUUUGCGCGAGCAAGAAGAGCGGGGCAGCGACCCAGACGAUGACGGAGAGGCUGAUGGCGGCCAGGGAGCAGCUACGGCUUUGCGACUUGAAGGAGCGGGUUUCAUGGCCACUGUGUUCCGUAAAGUCUUUCGAAUCGUUGACCGGCCUUGGAAAAUGUUUCCCCUGGGCUUGAUGUUUGGUCUUGGCUUUGACACCAGCUCCGAGGUUGCCAUUCUAGGCAUUGCGAGUAUUCAGGGAGCUCAGGGCACGAGCAUGUGGCUUAUCUUGAUCUUCCCGGUUCUAUUCACAGGUAGGACAUGA